This is a messenger RNA of Cryptococcus deneoformans JEC21, 1216 nucleotides long. RefSeq lists its product as hypothetical. The transcript has 5 exons. The coding region runs from base 8 to 922 and encodes 304 amino acids. The record is from RefSeq and is a predicted model, not a curated record. Lineage: Eukaryota; Fungi; Basidiomycota; Tremellomycetes; Tremellales; Cryptococcaceae.
CGCUCCGAUGUCAGCCAACUCCUUGGUCACAACAAUCACCCACAACAUCCCAUACUUUUUGCGAGCUCCCGCCGAAGCCCUUAUAGGUGAAGAAUGCUACGGAACGCUCGUGUACGAUUUCAACAUCACAGACAGCGAAUGUCUCAAGUACGCUUUGUCUAAAGGCUUGGGUUUCGGAAUCGUCGUUGGUGGCAGUAUCGUCAAGAUCCCUCAGAUAACCAAAAUCGUAUCUGGUCAGUCUGCAAGGGGACUUUCACUCUCUGCUUAUGCUCUCGAGACAGUCGCCUACGCUAUCAACCUCGCUUACAACUCCCGAAACGCAUUCCCAUUCUCCACAUAUGGCGAAACCUUCUUUCUUGCCAUCCAGAACGUUAUUAUCACCCUUCUUAUCAUCCAUCUUGCACCUCAAAAAGGAGCAGUCAUUGGAGCCAGACCUCUCUCUUCCAAGAGAAAUACCAAUGGCAGAAAGGUCUUGACUGGUGCUGUUAUCACUGCUGCUACAGGCUUCUUUCUUUGGUCUGAAACACUCUGUCCUUUGAGUCUUCUCUCGAUCCUUCAAGCUGCUACCCUUCCCCUCUCUCUAAUCUCCAAGGCCCCACAAAUCAUGACCAAUUACAAGUACCACUCGACCGGUAACCUUUCUGCUUUUGCGGUGUUCAACAAUUUCCUCGGCUGUGUUGCCCGUGUAUUCACAACAAAACAAGAAGUCGACGAUCCUCUCAUUUUCUGGGGGUUUGCUAGUGCUGCUGUGCUUAACGCCGUCUUGGCUGUGCAGAUGAUCAUGUAUUGGAGGGAUAAUGAGGAGAAGGAGGAGGUGAGAAGACAUAAUGCAUCGGAGAAGGGCUUGCCAGACGUACUGGAGAAGGCGGGGGGUAUCCUGGAGGGUGACACGGGAAAGAGAUUGUCGAGGAAACUUGAUUAGGUCGUUGUACUAACCUACGGAAUGCUGAAUCGUGUUCAUACUAAAAUUACAGCUAUGCAAAAAUUAUACACAGGCCUAGUCUAUAUUUCUACGCAAUGGCCACCGUGCUUCCUUACACUUCCGCAUCCACGCCAUCUCAAACUUGUUCCGUAAUAUACAGCGCCACUGCUGCUAAAAUACUAGAUGAUCAUCAGCUGAUCUCCCCUUGACAGAAGUACAGUAGUUCAUCACUCAGUACUUACGUAGACAAGAUAGGCAUGAGAACAUCUAAAACCAUGUUGUUAGCACAUGUAC